ACACAUUUUUAUCUUGCUUGACAAGCUAGGCAAAUUUUUUCCCUCAAAGCUAGCUGGUCAACACCAAAUUGCAGCCAGAUAUAGCUAGCUACAUGUGAUUCUGUAAUUUCAAUCUAUCUAAGUAAUGUUGAUGGUUUGCUAGCCAGCAAGUUUAUCUGUGGGCACAUUUGGAAUACAAUGCCAUCUUCGAUGGAAGGAUCUUCUAGAGAAGGUGAACUGUUUACUGUGAAACAUGAGCUGAAAAAUGCCAACCUGACCGGCCACGUAGAGAGGGUGGGAAUCGAGAACUUUGAGCUGCUAAAGGUGCUGGGAACUGGAGCCUAUGGCAAGGUGUUCCUGGUGCGCAAAGUGAGCGGUCACGAUGCAGGGCAACUAUACGCCAUGAAGGUGUUGAAGAAGGCCACAAUAGUACAGAAGGCCAAGACAGCAGAACACACACGCACAGAGAGACAGGUUCUGGAGCACAUCAGACAAUCACCGUUCCUCGUCACCCUCCACUACGCCUUCCAGACAGACACCAAGCUGCACCUCAUACUAGAUUAUGUGAACGGUGGGGAGCUCUUCACACACCUGGUGCAGAGGGUUCGGUUCAAAGAGCAGGAGGUAUCUCUGUACAGUGGAGAGAUAGUCCUGGCGCUGGAGCACCUACACACGCUGGGGAUAGUCUACAGAGACCUGAAGCUGGAGAACAUCCUCAUGGACUCCAGCGGGCACAUAGUGCUCACAGACUUUGGCCUCAGCAAAGAGUUUGAUGAGUUGGAGAGAGCUUACUCUGUCUGUGGCACCAUUGAGUACAUGGCCCCAGAGAUCGCAGAGGGAGGAGCGGCUGGCCAUGACAUGGCUGUAGACUGGUGGAGCCUUGGAGUAUUAAUGUAUGAACUUAUGACAGGCGGAUCACCAUUCACUGUCGAUGGAGACCAGAACUCUCACACAGAUAUCGCCAAGAGGAUCUCGAAGAAGGACCCUCCGUUCCCCAAAGACAUGGGCCCUCUGGCCAAAGACCUCAUCCAGCGCCUCCUCAUUAAAGACCCAAAGAAGAGACUGGGCUCUGGGCCUGACGGAGCUGACAACGUUAAGAAACAUCCAUUCUACCAGAAGAUUAACUGGGAGGACCUGGCCGCUAAGCGGGUGCUCGCCCCGUUCAAGCCGGUGAUCAGGGAUGAGCUGGAUGUCAGCAACUUUUCGGAGGAGUUCACCGAGAUGGACCCCACCUAUUCCCCUGCAGCUAUGCCUCAGAACUGUGACCGCAUCUUUCAGGGCUACUCGUUCAUGGCCCCCUCCAUCUUGUUCAAGAGAAAUGCUGUGAUGGACGACACGCUGCAGCUGUGUGGAGGAUCAGGGUCAGAGAGACCAGGGUCUGCUGCUGUGGCCCGCAGCGCCAUGAUUAAGGACUCUCUGUUUUAUAUGAACUAUGAAAUGGACCUGAAGGACAAUGCCCUGGGUGAAGGAGGCUUCUCUAUCUGUAGGCAGUGCACCCACAAGAAGACUGGACAGAUGUAUGCUGUCAAGAUCAUCAGCAAGAGGAUGAAGGCUCAGACACAGAAAGAGAUUGCAGCUCUGAAGCUCUGCGACGGCCACCCCAACAUCGUCAAGACUCAGGAGAUUUACCAUGACCAGCUGCAUACAUACCUGGUGUUGGAGCUGCUGCGUGGUGGGGAGCUGCUGGAGAGGAUCCGGAGGAAGCAGCACUUCAGUGAGACAGAGGCCAGCCGCAUCAUGAGGAGACUGGUGUCAGCCGUCAGCCAUAUGCACGAUGUAGGAGUGGUACACAGAGACCUCAAACCAGAGAACCUGCUGUUCACAGAUGAGAGUGAGAACUCGGAGAUAAAGAUCAUAGACUUUGGUUUUGCCCGGCUGAAGCCUCCAGACAACCAGCUGCUGAAGACGCCGUGUUUCACCCUGGCCUACGCCGCGCCAGAGAUCCUCAAAUACGACGGCUAUGAUGAGUCAUGUGACCUCUGGAGCCUGGGGGUCAUCCUGUACACCAUGCUGUCGGGCCAAGUGCCGUUCCAGUGCCAGGGGAAGAGUAUGGCCCGCACCAGCGCUGAAGAGAUCAUGAAGAAGAUUAAACAGGGAGACUUCUCCUUCGAGGGAAAGGCCUGGCGGAGUGUCUCACAGCAAGCCAAGGACCUCAUACAAGAGCUGCUGACAGUGGACCCUGACAAGCGGAUCAAGAUGUGUGGUCUGAGGUCCAACGCCUGGCUCCAAGACGACAGCCAGCUCUCCUCCAACUCUCUGAUGACGCCUAACAUCCUGGGCUCCUCCACAACCGUGUCAGUACACACCUACGUCAAGGCUACCUUCAAUGCGUUCAACAAGUGUAAGCGGGAGGGUUUCCGUCUGCAGACGGUGGACAAGGCCCCGCUGGCCAAGAGGAGGAAGAUGAAGAAGUCCAGCACCAGCACAGAGACCAGGAGCAGCUCCGGAGAGAGCACCCGCUCCUCCUCCUCCUCCUCCACCCUGUCCCACCAGGACACCCGCUCCUCCUCCUCCUCUUCCCAGUCUCACCAGGACACCCACUCCUCCUCCUCCACCCUCUCUCACCACGACACCCACUCCUCCUUCUCCUUCUCCCAGUCUCACCAGGACACCCACUCCUCCUUCUCCACCCUGUCCCACCAGGACACCCACUCCUCCUCCUCCACCCUCUCUCACCACGACACCCACUCCUCCUUCUCCUUCUCCCAGACACCCACUCCUCCUCCUCCACCCUGA
Messenger RNA from Coregonus clupeaformis (lake whitefish), 2715 nucleotides. RefSeq names its product ribosomal protein S6 kinase alpha-5-like. The transcript is spliced from 18 exons. The record is from RefSeq and is a predicted model, not a curated record. Gene Ontology annotation, biological process: intracellular signal transduction; protein phosphorylation; regulation of DNA-templated transcription. Bases 178 to 2715 code for a protein of 845 amino acids. Gene Ontology annotation, molecular function: ATP binding; magnesium ion binding; protein serine/threonine kinase activity. Lineage: Eukaryota; Metazoa; Chordata; Actinopteri; Salmoniformes; Salmonidae.